AUGUCCCAAGACCUACAGAGUAGGAUUCACCCUUGGCUGGCGCGUCGCGUGGCUUCCCAAGCUACCAAAGCUAUCGCAAAUCUUCACUCUCGAGGGCUUUGUCAUGGAGACUUUACCCCGAGCAACAUAGUGUUUCGCAUCCGUAACCUUGAUCAUCUAGACGAUCGAGGUAUAUACCGUAUUUUUGGUGAACCUCAACGUGAUCCCCUCAGAACGAUAUCGGGUGAGCCUACUGGUGCAGAGGCGCCGAGGUAUGUCGUUGGCAAUCUCGACUUCACGUCAGCAGAAGACCUCAUACUUGAUGACAUCUGUUUGAUCGACUGUGAUCAAGCAUUUCUGACCUCUUCUCCCUCGAGCAAAACACUUGGGACACCUCCAGGCUUUCUGGAGCCUGAGGUAGCCGUUGGGAAACCCGCCAGCCCAGCGAGUGAUGUUUGGGCUCUGGGCUGUUCUAUCCUACAGAUCAGGUCAGGCUCUUCUCCUUUCUCAAUUCCCAACGUCGAUAGCCCAGCAAACUUGCUUGGGUGGGUCAGCGAGUACCUUGGCUGUUUGCCGACAUCAUGGGGAGAGCCACUAUUCGACGAUGAUGGCCUGCCAACGACGGAUACGACCAAUGGCGAGCCCCUAGGCGAAGUGCUCGAAAACACGAGAUCGCUCAAGCAAUGGAUCGCCGAUAUUUGGGAUCAGCCAGAGAAUCUCCAGGAGCUUCAGUCAACAUCAACUGUGCCAGACGGAGUAAAGGGUGAGAACAGGCCAUACUUGGAGUGCUACCGCAACAAAUUUUGGAAACCUGCCGCGAUCAGAAUUGAUGAUGUCUACCUGGGAGCAUACUCCGAAAAAGUUGACAAAAUCAUUGGGUCGCUCCCGAAAAUAUCUACGCAUGAGGCUGACUUGUUGUAUGAUUUGAUAUCCAAGAUUUUUGUAUACGAGCCUACACAGCGAGUGUCUGCAGGAGACAUCUUGGCUCAUCCAUGGCUUCACAUGGACGAUACGAUAUGA
Messenger RNA from Fusarium musae, 999 nucleotides. RefSeq lists its product as uncharacterized. Gene Ontology annotation, molecular function: ATP binding; protein serine/threonine kinase activity. Gene Ontology annotation, cellular component: cytoplasm; nucleus. The transcript has 2 exons. Gene Ontology annotation, biological process: protein phosphorylation; mitotic DNA damage checkpoint signaling. The record is from RefSeq and is a predicted model, not a curated record. Bases 1 to 999 code for a protein of 332 amino acids. Lineage: Eukaryota; Fungi; Ascomycota; Sordariomycetes; Hypocreales; Nectriaceae.